AUGGAUGGCAUCGACCCGGUCGAGGACCCCAACGCCCCUAAUGGGAAUCCCCAGGGGACCCAACCCACAGAGUCUGGCCCCGCCAGGUCAGCAGGUCCUGCCCCGUUGCGCACUCGAGCCGACUCACGGACGCGACGACCCAGUAUUCGCCUGUCUCGCUUCCCAUCUAUCCCUUCAAUAGACACCGUUACUCAACCGUCUCAACCCGAGGGUCAAGGUCAACCACCGUCUUUCAAGCCGCAGCCCAUCAGAUCCCCUGCCCCCAACGAAGAGGACGAAGCAUGGCUGGCAAACCGACGGCGCAGCAACUCGGAGCCAAAUCUGGGACGAUGGUCAUCUCCCCCUCCCGAUGUCCUCGCACGAGUGGCGACUCCCAUGCGAAUGAUGGCUGUGACCGAGGAAUCCUCACACCAAAGUCCGGCACUCCCAUCUCCAGCGGCAAUAUUGCCUGGUCGAGAGACUUAUUCCGACUGUGAACCUGAUCUGGAGCAAGGCGAGACCUAUCCCCAACUAGCGCGACCGGCGGGUCGGCUUCGGCGAACUAGCCAAGCUGCGUUGAAUCGCCUAACUCGAAACCGCGCAUCCACGGUGACGGGAGCUGCACCGACUCUAGACACACAGGAGGAGCAACGACAGAAUGAGUAUGGAUCCCACGUGGUCGACGUGCUGGACGUGAUCGACCCCGAGGUCUCUGCACUUUCUACUCUCACCAAUGUCCAAAACUCUCUCUUUGUGCCGAACCUGGGUGGGUUCAUCAAUCGCAUGCCCACCUAUACGAUCACACGGCCACAAUAUUCCUCGGAUGAAGAACAUGGAAUUACAACCGACGAAAAUGAACCACCCGAGGGCGACAAAACCAAACAGCGGCCGCCUUUAGAACAACUCCAAUCAUUCACGAGUAUGUCCUCGGCGUUGCGAGGCCCCAAGUAUGCCGUUCUCCCAGAAGGACAAGGACUUGAUGGAUGGACCAGAGAAGACUACGCCGAACUCAAUGAUCAUGUUCGACAUAUGCUUCACUCUCGGCGAUCCAAGUUCAAACGGUCCAUGAAAGGGUUUAGGCAGUACGUACGGAAGCCCCUCGGCUUUCUUGUAACUCUCUACGCAACUUUGAUCACCCUGUUCGGUCUGGCCUGGGUUCUUUUCUUGAUUGGUUGGAUCAAUGUUGGUGGAAGACAAAGUUAUGUUAUUAAUGUCAUUGAUAACGUUUUGGUUGCCCUGUUCGCCAUCAUGGGUGAUGGACUAGCUCCUUUCCGCGCUGUGGAUACAUAUCAUAUGGGUUUCAUUGCCCAUUAUACAUUCUUGUCGUGGAAGGUUCGUCGGAAGCGGGCCCUGCCAGGCCUCAAGGACAAAAAUGAUCUUCCAUCGAAGCCGGAGAAGGACGUCGACAUUGAAUUUGGCGACAUGGUCAGGGAAGACGAACACGAAUUCUCUGUCCUCGAUGCUCGCCAACAGUUGCGAUUGAUGCAUCACCAAAAUAAGUUCGCGAAAUCGCAUACUUUCUAUAAGCCGCACGAAACCAUGACCCACCACGCCUUCCCUCUACGCUUGCUUAUCGCUAUUGUCGUCAUCCUCGACUGUCAUUCUAUACUCCAAAUGGCUCUUGGUGCCUGUACCUGGAGUAUGGAGGACCCUGAGAAGCGGCCAUUCGCUCUGACGACGGUUAUUCUUUGUUGCUCCAUCACCUGUAACAUCAUGGGCGGCGUGAUGAUCAUGAUUGGUGAUCGGCGAACCCGAAAGAAGGAUGUUGUUGAACGGCUCUUCCGCCAACAGCUGACCCAAGAAGCGAUGAAGAAGAUGGAAAAGAGGAAGAUCAAGGACGAGCGCCGCAGUGCUCAGAUUGAGCGGUCGAGUGCGCAGAUUGAGCGGCCGAGUGCUCAUAUUGACCGCUCAGUACCGUAUGGCGGCACCUGA
This is a messenger RNA of Penicillium verrucosum, 1911 nucleotides long. Its product is annotated as DUF2985 domain-containing protein. The record is from RefSeq and is a predicted model, not a curated record. The transcript is spliced from 4 exons. NCBI's taxonomy places the organism in Eukaryota, Fungi, Ascomycota, Eurotiomycetes, Eurotiales, Aspergillaceae. The coding region runs from base 1 to 1911 and encodes 636 amino acids.